This is a messenger RNA of Papaver somniferum (opium poppy), 1296 nucleotides long. Its product is annotated as F-box/kelch-repeat protein At3g06240-like. The transcript has a single exon. NCBI's taxonomy places the organism in Eukaryota, Viridiplantae, Streptophyta, Magnoliopsida, Ranunculales, Papaveraceae. Gene Ontology annotation, molecular function: protein binding. The record is from RefSeq and is a predicted model, not a curated record. Bases 1 to 1296 code for a protein of 431 amino acids.
AUGUCUCUAUUGGUAAAGCUUCCGGAAGAGAUUCACGAUGAGAUCUUUCUGAAGUUACCAGGGAUGUCCAUUUUAGCAUCCAGGUGUGUAUGCAAGCUUUUUUAUGAUUUACUUUCUAAACCUAGUUUUAUCAAGAAUCAUGUUAAUCGCACUAUUCAAAGCAAGAUCAACCCUAAGCUACUGUGUUUUCAAUACCCGAAAGAAGAUAAUCCCCCUAUUAUUUGCUCUAUACCCAUAGAUUAUGCUCCAAUUUCAUCAUCAACAUCAUCCUUAUCCCCUUUAUUAUGUGAAUUUAAUGAAUCUGUUCUGCUAUCAUCUAAAUCUAACAAUAAUCAUGCUCACAGCUUUUUGGGUUCAUGUAACGGACUAGUUUGCUUAAAGAUUGAUAGAUUUUAUACAUGUGAUAUUGAAAAGGAGGAUCAUGUGCAUUACAGUAUUUUGAACCCAUUAACAGGAGAAUACAAGGAUUUCAGAACUAGUCCUCAAUUAAAGCAUAAGCAUUAUGAUCCUUUCACCGAGAACUAUGGAUUUGGUUAUGAUAGCAACCUUGAUAGUUAUAAGCUAGUAAUGAUAUCGGAUUUUGAAAAAUCUGGUUGUUUCAACAUUGAUGUUUAUACAUUAAAAUCAGAUUCAUGGAGGCGUAUUCAGGUCACCGUCAAUUACUCUUUUCGUUGUGAUGAUGGUGAAAGUUCUCGAUUUCUUAUCGGUUAUAAAGGAUCUUAUGGUGUGCUUUUCAAUGGAAGUAUUCAUUGGUUGGGAUUCUUGGCAAGUUUCCCCACCCAAGGAAAAUCGGCCGAAGUUAUAGUCUGUUUUGAUAUUAGCAGUGAGACAAUGGUGCAUAUGCCGUUACCUGAAAAUAUUGUGCCACCUAUAGAUUUUCAGGGGGAAAUGUAUAUGAAUGUGGGAGUGUGGGGACACUGCAUUUGUAUAGCUUGUGUUUGGGGAUCAGUUAGAAUUGAUGUGUGGGUGAUGCAGGAGUAUGGAGUAAAAGAAUCUUGGAUGAAAAAAUAUACCACAACCCGAAUACCAGCGGUACUACCCGGGUUCUUAAUUCCAUAUUGGCAGACGCUAUGGUGUUUCCACGGUGAAGAAAUUCUGGUAAAUAGUUGUGGUGAGGAUUUAUAUUUAUAUGAUCCAACAAAUGAAAGAGUUAGAUCAGUGGUGGUUCCUGAUGUUACUAGGACCAGUAGUCAAGAGAUUCACGCGGAGACCAUAGUCUCACUUAACUCUGGUACUUAUCUGGAGAAACAGAUUACACACCACCUUAGUUACAACGAAUACUGGGUCAUUAAGUAG